This is a messenger RNA of Coturnix japonica (Japanese quail), 3860 nucleotides long. It is a transcript of the gene CUEDC1, whose product is annotated as CUE domain containing 1. Gene Ontology annotation, molecular function: ubiquitin binding. The record is from RefSeq and is a predicted model, not a curated record. NCBI's taxonomy places the organism in Eukaryota, Metazoa, Chordata, Aves, Galliformes, Phasianidae.
GCCGGGCACGGCGAACGCCCCCGCCCCCGCCCGCCCGCCAGCCACGUCCGUCUCCCGUCCCGGCUCCUUUCCAUGGUUCCCGGCGUGGUUCGUGCCUGCCGCCGCCCCCGCAGCGCCGGUGGCAGUGGAGCUGUGGCACGAGGACAGCGUGUGCAGGAGGUCCAUAGCUUGGUGGGUGUGCUACAAGGUGCUGGGAUGCUGCAGCGCACCGGGGGCUGACGUGCGGAGCUGUGGCUGUGGGGAGCAGUGCCCCUGCUGCCCACCCAUGCUGCCGGCCAGCAGCCGGGGCCGUGCCCCGUGACGAGGUGCCCACCUCACCAGGCCCACGCCAUGACCAGCCUCUUUCGGCGCAGCAGCAGCAAUGGCGGCUCACGCGGCGGCUCCUCGGCACAGGAGCUCAACAACAGCCGCCCCGCCAGGCAGGUGCGCCGGCUGGAGUUCAACCAGGCCAUGGAGGACUUCAAGACCAUGUUCCCCAGUAUGGACUACGACAUCAUCGAGUGCGUUUUGAGGGCCAACAACGGCGCUGUGGAUGCCACCAUCGACCAGCUCCUCCAGAUGAACCUGGAUGGCAGUGGCUGUGAGGACAGCUCGGACUCAGAGGACAGCAUUCCCCCCGAGAUCCUUGAGCGCACACUGGAGCCAGACAGCUCGGAUGAGGAACCUCCCCCAGUGUACUCCCCCCCAGCCUAUGAGAGCCAGGUGCUGGGCAGUCCACGUGCACCUCCCACCCCCCCACCCAGGACGGAUGUGCCGGGGCCUGGACGCUACAGGAACUGGAACCCACCGCUGCUGGGCAACCUCCCUGAGGACUUCUUGCGCAUCCUGCCCCAGCAAGCUGCCCGGGCACAGGGCUCCCCUGGAUGCCGGCAGCCUGUGCAACGGGGCCAGGGCUCCCUGGAGCAGGAGAGGAGGUGGAAGCAGUACCUGCAGGAUGAGCGGAUUGCACUCUUCCUGCAGAAUGAAGAGUUCAUGAAGGAGCUGCAAAGGAACCGGGAUUUCCUCCUUGCCCUGGAGAGAGAUCGACUGAAAUACGAGUCAAAAAAAUCCAAGUCAGCCAGUGCUGCUGUCAACAAUGAUUUCUGUUUCUCCUCCAUAAUACCAGGUGAUGUAGCCACUCCUGGAACCAGUGAAGCUGGCAGUGCCGUGUCUGACGAUGCCUUAUUCAGAGACAAACUGAAACACAUGGGAAAAUCAACGCGCAAGAAACUGUUUGAACUCGCCAGAGCCUUCUCUGAGAAGACAAAGAUGAGGAAGUCAAAAAGAAAACACUUGUUGAAGCACCAGGUGCUGGGGACAGCUGCGUCCACAGCAAAUCUUCUUGAUGAUGUCGAAGGACACUCGUGCGAUGAAGAUUUUCAAGCACGGCGGCAGCAGCUCCCAGAAGAGGAGGAGACCCUGAAGGAAGGGCAAUAAAUGGUGAGGGCUGUGUUGCUGUGGCUGGUGACAGCUCCAGCGCCGUGAUGGGACGGUGCUGGCCAUGGUGCAGCUGAGGCUGAGCACACACUGUUCUCCCUCCUCCUGGUCUCCUCCCCUCCAGGUCCCAGCGCUGGGGUUUAUUGCUGGCACAGAAUGUGCAAAGGGCUUAAUAAGAAGAUGGCUGGGAAAAAAAAGGAAAAAAACAAAACAAAAACCACCCAACGAAAAUAACAGUUUUUUGGCUGUUCCCCCGCUGCUGUUGUACUCCUCUGAAGUACAAACACUGAAGUGAGGCACAAAGUUUUCUUACCAGAGGUUUGAAAACAACUUCUAUCUAGAAAAUCAGCCAAAAAAAGGAAAGAAAAGGAACCAGCUGGUGUGAGCUGUGGCAUAGAGGCUGGUGGGUCUAGGACUCAGGGAGGAGCCGUCCCUCCUGCGUGUGGGACCCACACAGUGCCGCCAGAAGAGUGCACAUGGGCUGUGCUAAGGGGAUGCUCCGGCUGCAGAGCUGCUUGGCGGAGCUUCCCUACACAUAUCUGUGGUGAUCUGAUGUAACUUUCCUCUGCGCACGCAAGAGAAGAAAACACACAAGGAAGAAACUAAAAACCUUUAUCUCUACUAUUGGUAGGAAUAAUAAGCAGAGAUUCAGAUCAGGUAAUAGUCAAAUAAUAUAAGUUGUUUAUAAAAGGAAAGGCCUUCUUUUCCAAGGCAUUUCCCUUUGCAUUAAAUCUUUGCCUUUGGCAUCGCUCAAACUGCCUUGAAGUUGGACCCGCACUGCCUUGCUCCCUGCGGGGCAGCACCGAGGGCUGGAUCUGCUCUGGUGCAGCAGCUGGGCCAGGACACGUUCUGUGCAGUGCUCCAGUAAUGUUCCUGGGGCCGGGCAGGGACGUCCCUCACCAUAGAUAAGGUGCAGAUUUGGGGUUUGCAGCUGGGGCUGGCGGAGAUGUUUCUGGCACAUGAGCCGGAGUAGGGCAGGAGAAGCACUGCCAGCCUUGGGGGUUGUUUCUCCAGGAGAGUGAGUGCAGGGGCAGCCGGGAGGCAGCGCUCAGAUCUCUGCAGCAUCCUGAGAUGUUGUCAGGCUAAAAAUAAUGGCGUAAACAAAUUCCUUCCCUGUGUAAGUAACGAGUGAUGAGCACUAAGUCAGAAUCCCGCCAGCACAUUUUCUUCUCCUUUAUCAGCGUAAUCUGUUUACUGCUUAAUCAGGAGGUGGCUGCACACAUGCCUGUUCUGCUUUCUGGCUCCUGUGAACCAGCACAAAUGUUGUGAGGUUUGUGCUGUGAAGGCGGCAGACACAGAAUCUCAUCCACCAGACACGCACGCAACUGCCGUCCCUGCCUCUCUGUGGGAUUGCUAACAAAGCCCACAUUGCUCUGGCUCCCGGCGGGCUCCUCCCAAAUCCUCCCUGCAUCCCCUUUGAAGUGGAUGCCAACAUUUUCCCCCACAGCCACAGCGCACCUGUUGAGUGCUGCCACGGGGCUGAGUGAUGCAGGGACGCCAUGUGCCAUCGGCACUGCUGUGGGAUCCUUGCACCACAGCUGGAACUUGAAGGAGCUGCCCUCAGGUCAGAGCCUGACUUUGGUUCUGCUCCUUUUUAAGGAGAGGGUGGUGGUCUCCCCUUUGAAAUAGGGGCUGCUGCAGUGUCACACUGGCCUUAUCCCCAAGGUGAUGUUAGAAGGUAGGAAUGGGGUGCAGGGAGGUAAUGGGGAGGCACUGCCCUGUGCAGUGUCAGGGUCUGGAGAGGUGCAUGUCCCACAUGGCACGGUGAAGCUUUGCUGCUGGAGCAGCUGGGGCUGCUGUCCCCAGCGUGGGGCUGGCUCUGAGAUAGCGGGAGGCCAUCGCUGCUCCCUCCCAGCCCAAAGCAGUGCUGCGUAGUUGGAAAACAAUCAAGCUUGGAAUUGGAUCAGCUUGUAAACGUUCCAGUGCUUCUGAGCUACCAAGGGCUGAACUCGCAGCGAAGUUUCCAUGCGUGCAGGAAGCACAGACAGGCGGUGCAGGGGGCUCCUGUGGGCUGGGAGCUGCUUUGGGGGCAGUGGAUGUGCCCACAACAACGUGCCCUGGGCUGUCCCAGCCUGUGCUGCGCAGCUGGGAGUGAUGUCACUGCGGCCAUCUUAAAAUGCCUUGGAGGCACAAAACAUCCUUUCGAUGGACAGUGAGGAGUGUUUGUUUGUAUCUCCUUUAACACGACAGUAAAUCAGGUCUAACGAGCAGAACGGCCCCUACAAUGGCUCGGGAGCCAAAAGGCAUUUCUCGUAUCAAGCUGUACAAUUCUCAGUGACGUUUCUAUCGCUUCUAUACAAAAACGUUUUAAAAGGAACAACAACAAAGAGGUCUGUGGUGUGUGUGAGUGUCGCUCUCGUAGGAUUUAUUUCCAUAAGUGAUUUUCUUUUUUCUUACAGAUGUUUAAUAGUAAUUCAGAUAAUAAAGUCCUGUCGUACUCUUAA